Lingula anatina is the source of this 955-nucleotide messenger RNA. Its product is annotated as carbonic anhydrase-like. The record is from RefSeq and is a predicted model, not a curated record. NCBI's taxonomy places the organism in Eukaryota, Metazoa, Brachiopoda, Lingulata, Lingulida, Lingulidae. Gene Ontology annotation, molecular function: zinc ion binding; carbonate dehydratase activity.
UUUCCAAUUUCCAAAUCGUCGGGAAAUGAAUUUUCUAUUGUCACUCAUCUGUGUUGCGGUGAGUUUUUCGGUAGCUAAGGGCGACGGUGCAGUAUGGUCGUAUUCAGGCAAUACAGGACCAGCUGCCUGGAAAAACCUGACCGGUUAUUCAGAGUGCGGUAAUAACGCCCAGUCCCCCGUCAACAUAGUGACUGCCGACGUCCAGGUUGAUUCUACCCUUGACGAUCUCGUCCUCACCAAUUACGACGAUUCCUCUACUAAAACUUGGACAUUGUCCAACAAUGGACACGCUGUGAAAGUCGAUGUAGAUGAUGGCGGUUAUCGACUGAACAGCAACAAGUUCUCACACGCAUAUAAACUGGCGCAGUUUCACUGGCAUUGGGGUAACGUAAGCACCGAGGGUUCGGAGCACACUAUCGAUGGUACUGAAUACCCACUGGAGAUGCAUUUCGUCCAUUACUCAACUGCUUACAAUGCUAUCGGCGAUGCCAUAUCCCAAUCAAAAGGUCUUGCCGCUCUGGGCGUCAUGUUUACAAUUCAGUCCAGCGACAACCAGGCUUUGAAACCAAUUUUUGAUCUGCUUCCAAACAUACAAUCUUCAGGUUCUUCGCAUACUUUUAACUAUACCGGCAGCCUGAUGAGCUUCCUGCCAAGCGAUAAGUCGUAUUACCGGUACAUGGGCAGUUUGACGACUCCAGCUUGCCAAGAGUCCGUUGUGUGGACAUUACUUCAAACGCCAGUCGGUAUUUCUGAGGCUCAGAUGAACCUACUUAGGACUAACCCAAUGUUCGAAAACAACGGAGGCUAUAUGGUGAAUAAUUACCGCCCUCCUCAGCCUCUGAACGGGAGGACAAUCUCCAAACCGGGCACCGCAGGCUCCAGUGCAGGUCAAGUCGUCCAUUCCGUCGCAGCUUUUGUCUUCACGAUGGUUGCAGCAGCCUUAUGGUUUCUUUAA